GUGCUUGAUUCUGCUUCACUCGAUUCUUGAGACGCUGCAAGCUGUGCCGCAGUUGUCGCCCGUACGUGCAUGCUUGGGGCAAAGCAGGAGUGCCGUUGUCCGCCAUUCAAGCUGGCAAGGGGACUCGUGCUUGUGUUGCAGCAUUGCUUUUGAAAGGGUUUCUUGAUGUUGACUACUCGAUCACAGGUCCCUGAAAAGUUCAUUGAUGCACGUUCCGUAAUUAGGUGUCCUUUGUAGUUAGCCCUAGGUUUUGGUUUCUUGGCUUUCUUUCUUCUUUCGAGUGGCCCGAUCAACGGGGGAACGCCUGUUCCGCAGUCACGCCCAGUAUGCAGCAGAGCGAAUCAGCAGACAGUCACCAUGUCGAAGCCAUGUUUGCAGACGGGAGCCCCACAUCCUCUGCAACCUCUUUCCCAGCACUCAGUCGCGUAGUUGGGCCCCCUAUGCUGCCAGGCUCUGCAGCUUUGCCCGCCACGGACUACUUGAAGUGCGACGUCUGUCAGGAAGCUCGUGCAAUCCUGUUCUGCCCCCGAGACCGCUCGUGCUUCUGUCAGCAGUGCGACUUUGCCGCUCACGCAGGGGCUCAGUCCACAGCCUGCCACGAGCGAUACGCGUUAGCUCAGACAAAAAUCACCCGCAUGCCCCUUGAGAAGCCAGCUAGCAUGCCUGUAGCGGCGUCCCUUCCCCAGCGGGUCCCCCCAGGGUGCACUCCGUCUGAUGAGGAGGCAUUCCUGGUUGAUGACUUGCUGGACCUUAGUGAGGCCAAGGGGGAGAGCAGAGUAGACAGCGCUUUCUCCCCAAGCCAGGAACAGCAAGGGCAGGUAGAACAGCAGAGGGAGCCUGAGAGGGAGCCCCCCUCAGCAUCAGGGGCAACUUCAUGGGACUCUGAGGAGGUUGGGGAGGUGGGGGAUCUGUGCGACUUACCGUGCGACGACCUUGCCGAGCUCGAUUGGCUGUCCACGUUUGUGGAGAACUCCUACUCCAGCCCUGACGGUGUGCCGCUCUCGGCGCCUGAUGGCGGGGGGGGCCUCGCUCAGGGGGCAGAGCACCCCCUCAAGGGCGUCGGCAUGCGCAGCAAGCGGCAGCGGGCCAACCCAAGUCGCACCUGGUCCGCUGAACUGCUCAUUCCUCGAGAUGACGACCUACCGAAACGCCCCAAGUUCAAUCGCAGCUGGAGCACCAGUAACCUCGCUCGCCCCUCCAAACCCUUCCAUCGGUCGGCCAUCCCCGAGGCUGCCAGCUGCUCUGACCUCUCUGCCCUCGAGAGGGCCUGCACUCAGUCCCAGGUCGGAAUUGAGUGCGAGCCGGCCCCCCCUGAACCCCCUGCUGGCAUUGCUGGUGCCAAUUUCGAGCAGUUGCCCCACCCGCUGAGGCGGUGCCUCCACUGCGCCUCCACAAAGACCCCCCAGUGGCGGGCUGGCCCAAUGGGUGUCAAGACGCUCUGCAAUGCGUGCGGCGUCCGGUACAAAUCAGGGCGGUUGGUGGCUGACUACCGGCCAGCGGGUUCGCCUGGAUUUGCGGAGGGGAAUGGGAACAAGCCCAACUAUGGGGGAAAGGGGGCCCCGCCCUGCCCGCCGAUUGCGAGGAAGAAGCUUCUGAUUCCCAAGGCUGCACGCAGGAUGGUGCCUAAGCCGAAGCGAGAGUUUGGAGUCGAAGAGUUGUCGGGGUAUUCGUGCGACGAAAUGGAGAUGUAGGUCCCGGAGUUUCCCUGUGUGUUUGUGUGUCGUGUUAGUGUUCUUGGUAGUGUGCCCUUUAGGGGUGUAGACAUUAUUCUUUGUCGCGGGUGGGAGGGGAGCAAGUACGGGGCCUGUAGCUGCAGGCUGCUCCAUGGACCAAGUUGAGGCGACCCCACUGACCGAUCUGCGCCGCUGUGAUCUGCGCAUCUAGAGUAGUGUAGCCUUUGCUUCGUGCACAUUGCACGCGGGCAGGGGCAGAAUUUGCGUAGUUUGCGCGAUCGGUAGCCUCACUGUGACUGUCCAUGUAGUAGUAGGUCAAACAUCUGACUGCAACAGAGCCCCUGUGUAAGGCUCAAAGUGUUCUGGAGGUUGGGGAGGUAAUGUACUUGACACAAACGUGUGACUGUAUUUAGGUCGUUGUUGGGUCUCGGCUUGAGAAGCCUUGCAUGAUUGAACAGUCCUCCUCAACCCUCUUGUUGGUUGGUUGCAUAUAAACCAAUGUGAAGCUGAAUAUGCUCGCGU
Messenger RNA from Klebsormidium nitens, 2195 nucleotides. Lineage: Eukaryota; Viridiplantae; Streptophyta; Klebsormidiophyceae; Klebsormidiales; Klebsormidiaceae. The record is from the annotation of a GenBank genome assembly.